This is a messenger RNA of Penaeus vannamei (Pacific white shrimp), 1060 nucleotides long. The record is from RefSeq and is a predicted model, not a curated record. NCBI's taxonomy places the organism in Eukaryota, Metazoa, Arthropoda, Malacostraca, Decapoda, Penaeidae.
AUCAGCGAUAGUGUCCGUUCGGAUUGUCUCAGUUGCCAUGUAAAGAAAUACGUGGAUUAGUGUGUGAUUUAAAGGAAUAUGUGGAUUAGUGUGUGAUUUAUAGAUUUAUUAAUUAGUGCAAACACUGGCUGAGGUCGCUGUUGAACUGAGGGCCUAUCUAGUCUGCUCAUAUUUAUAUUCUGAAGUGUCUCUGACCAUGAAAGGACACACGUUACUCACAGCGAUGUUCAUCUUUGCCAUCGUAAACAUAUUAACCGUGGGACACAGAUUCAUCCUUUUCCGGAUACGAGAGACGGUCAUCAGGCAACCCGAGUCCUUCGUUAACCGGUACGAAGAAGUCCCGCACAGCAUAGGACUCGCCGCGAUGGACUUGGAGCCGGAAAGUGACCCGCAGCUGACCUCUUACGUCCGUCACGCGUUGAUGAGGCGUCCUUCGAGGGGUCCUUACGUCCUUGGGCAUCAGGGCAGCCGUACUUUCCCCUUCCAAGAGAACAAAAAGCUGCAGGAAUAUUUGAAGAAGAUGGCCGGCGGCGUGUUCGUGGAGGCGUUCGCAGGGGACGGAGAGAAGAAGACCUCCACCUUGUACCUCGAACAGAACGAGGGCUGGAGCGGCCUGUUGGUGGAGCCGGACCCCGCCCUCUACGCUGCCUUGCUGGGGAAAGGGCGAAAAUCCUUCAGCGUCAAUUCCAACUUGUCUCUCUCCUUAACGAAUUUUACUUCACGGAGCAUCGACGCAGUGAAAGAGGGAAAUGCUACUUUGCCACUUAUCACUCUUGUAAGAGCGAUGGGUAUGCCUGAAAUCGACUUCCUGUGUCUUCACACUGGCGGUACAGAACUUCAGGUAACGUUUUCGGCCGUGAAUACCUUCCUCAAGGACAGGGGCUUCAACCUCACCACCGUAUACAGGGAGAACAGCUCGCUACCUACCUUCGUCAGGGGAGACCUCAUGGAAGUCCCGGUGACAUGGGUCACGACGAAGCGCACCCCGGAGCAUGCCGCGCAUUUUGGGCCUCAAAGGAUUAAAAGAGAAGAGGGUCGUUUCCUUCGAAAUCAAGCAUGA